This is a messenger RNA of Aspergillus tanneri, 816 nucleotides long. Its product is annotated as SDR family oxidoreductase. Lineage: Eukaryota; Fungi; Ascomycota; Eurotiomycetes; Eurotiales; Aspergillaceae. The coding region runs from base 1 to 816 and encodes 271 amino acids. Gene Ontology annotation, molecular function: oxidoreductase activity, acting on the CH-OH group of donors, NAD or NADP as acceptor. The record is from RefSeq and is a predicted model, not a curated record. The transcript has 5 exons.
AUGGCCUCUUACAUUGUUACGGGAACUUCCAGGGGCAUUGGGUGGGAGUUCCUCCGUCAGCUAUCCAGCGACGCCAAUAACACUGUCAUCGGCCUAGUCCGAGAUAAGUCUGCGACCGAGAAAAAGGUGUUGGAAGAACUACAGGGGCGGUCCAACGUGCAUAUCUUACAGGCUGACAUCACCGACUAUGGCUCUCUGCAGAGCGCUGUUGCAGACACGGCUAAGAUUACCGGCGGGAGGCUUGACUACCUAAUCGCCAACGCCGGUAUUGUGCCUCAAUUCGAUGCCUAUGAUCCGAUUGGGGUUCUGGGUCAACAACCCGAAGCCCUUGAAGAGAGUCUUCUGAAAUGCUUUAAAAUCAACGUCAUCGGCAACAUCCACCUGUUCAAUCUAUUCAUGCCGCUCAUCCAGAAAGGCCAAGUAAAAAAGGUGAUUUCUAUUUCCACUGGUCAGGCUGAUCUGGAAAUUAUCCCCAAGUUGAAGAUACAGCCAGCUUCAGCAUAUUCCAUUAGCAAGGCCGGUCUGAAUACUGCGGUGGCAAAGUUCAGUGCACAGUAUUCUAAGGAUGGAGUGCUCUUUAUGAGUAUUUGUCCCGGGAUGGUUGAUACGGGGCACUUUGUCGAUGCAACCCCUGACCAGAUGAAAGGUCUGAUGGAGAUGCUGGGGUCGUUUGCAGAAUAUGCCCCCAACUUCAAAAUGCCCAGCACCGUGGAGGCUGCUGUCAAGGACGUGAUAUCUGUGAUGAAUAAGGCGAGUGUCGAGAAUGGGGAUGGUGGCUCUUUUGUUUCGCACUACGGUAACAAACAAUGGCUUUAA